AUGACGUAUAGGGAGCUUUACCAGAAUCUGUUCGAUGCACAUGUUGUGUUCCCAUUUUACCUAAAACCCAUGCAACCUCCAUUUUCCAAGUGGUAUGACGCAAACGCGCAAUGCGAAUACCAUGCAGGAAUCUCGGGACACAUGAUUGAGAACUGCACUGCUUUCAAAAAAUUAGUUGAAAGGUUCAUAAAGAUGGGCAUUGUAAAGUUCGAUGAUCCCACAGGACCUAAUGUGGCAGGGAAUCCGUUACCCAAUCAUUCAGACAAAGCGAUAAACGCGAUAAUUGAAAAUGGAAGGAAGAGAGCCAAGAUAGACGUAGCAGAGGUGAAGACUUCGUUGAGAUGGGUUUGGAAGAAAAUGGUGGAAGAAGGUUUAGUUACACAAGAUUUAGGGGAAAAGCCUAAAGGAGCAAAGUACUACUAUGAAUUCCACGACGAGGAGGGGCAUGAGAUCCAAAAGUGCAAUGAAUUCAGGGCACUGGUACAGAGAUUAAUGGAAAAUAAAGAGAUUGGAUUCUUUGAGUAUACUGAGAGCCUAGAAGGAGAAGAUGUAUGCGUUUCAGAAGGAGGAAUCAGUGAAGUGGAAGUACCGACUGUGCCAAAGGUCAUAAUCCAAAAGCCCAUUGCUUUCCCUUAUAAAGAUAGCAAGAAUGUGCAUUGGAACUAUGACUGUAACGUGACAAUCCCGGAAAAGAAAAACCCAGUUGGCACUUCAGAGGAAGGUCAAGAUGAAGGUUUCUAUACACGAAGUGGAAGGCAUUAUACCCCGAAUACAAAAGCAGAAUCAGUUAAAGGAAAAUCCGUGGUUGUUGAACAAAGAAGGGAAAAGACAACCAGACCAGAAUCACCUGUCAAUGAGCCUGUGACUGAAAAAGAGGCUAAGGAAUUCUUAAAAUUCUUGAAGCACAGUGAGCAUAGCGUUGUGGAACAGUUGCACAAACAGCCAGCUCACAUAUCGGUACUAGCCUUGCUCUUAAGCUCAGAAACAUACCGCAGUGCAUUGAUGAAAGUGUUAAAUGAAACAUAUGUUGCGGAUGAUAUCUCUAUUAACAAACUCGAUCGUCUGGUCAAUAACAUCAGUGCUGAUAAUUUUAUUUUCUUUAAUGAUGAUGAAAUACCACCGGGAGGUAUGAGAUCUACAAAGGCCCUGCAUAUCACCACUCGUUGCAAAGGACACGUGUUUCCGGGGGCACUGAUUGAUAAUGGAUCAGCGUUGAAUGUCCUGCCCUUAUCCACAUUAAAUAGAUUGCCAGUGGACAGCUCUAACAUGAAGACAUGUCAAAACAUAGUAAGAGCAUUUGACGGUACUGAAAAAAAAGUGAUGGGAAGAAUCGAGAUACCUCUCUUGAUUGUCCCAAAUACAUACGAGGUGGACUUCUUGGUAAUGGAUAUCAAGCCUUUGUAUAAUUGCCCGUUGGGGAGGCCGUGA
Molecule: messenger RNA, 1428 nt
Organism: Gossypium arboreum
Lineage: Eukaryota; Viridiplantae; Streptophyta; Magnoliopsida; Malvales; Malvaceae
Exons: 2
Coding region: 1-1428 (475 amino acids)
Source: RefSeq, a predicted model, not a curated record